AUGUCUGCAUCCAACUCGGCUUUUGUUACUUUACUUGUAGGCGAGUCCUAUGCUCCAGGUGUUCUCACCCUUGGAUCCAAACUCAAAGAGCUUGGAACAAGCCAUAAAUUGGUUUUGUUAUUGGACACUAGUACAGUUUCACAAGAGUUACAAGAUUUGAUCUCCACAGUUUAUGACGAGAUUAUACCUGUUGAUACCAUUCAAGCACCAUUGACCAAGCUUGCGGAAACAUUGGAUCGUCCAGAAUUGUCGAUUACUUACACAAAGUUGCUAUUGUGGGGAUUAACACAAUACGAGUCUAUUGUUUACCUUGAUGCUGAUGUUUUACCCUUGCAAAGCUUGGAUAACUUGUUUGACUCCUAUGAGAUUGGUGUUGGUGAGAUUGCCGCAUCGCCUGACUCAGGCUGGCCCGAUAUCUUCAAUUCUGGUGUGUUCAAAUUGAAACCAAACCAAGAGACAUUGAAUAGUUUGAUUGAGUUUGCUGGUAAAGGUGACUCGCUGACUUUUGAUGGUGCUGACCAAGGUUUGUUGAAUGAGUUUUACCCCAAUUGGCACAGAUUGCCAUAUCUUUACAAUGUAACUCCCAACUAUCGCCAAGAUUACCAGUACUUGCCAGCAUUUCACAGGUUCUUUAAAGAUAUUAAGGCUUUGCACUAUAUUGGGGGUGCCAAACCAUGGAGCUACGAUAAUAUAUUAUCGAGUGACUUGAGCAACUUUCAUCAGUUUUGGUGGGAUGAUUUUAAUAGGUUUUUUGAUAAGUCAACGAGGUACAAAUUGUUGAGAUUAAAAGGUGAAGGCGCAAAUUUGCGAUUCCAGAAAUUGGUCAAUGAAUGGGAUGUGUCUAAUCUCAAAGAGCCACAACAAUUACAAAGAGCUUCUUUUGCUUCCGAAUCGGUAUCAGAUUCCGGAAAGCAUAUUGAGCACCCACCUAUAUUUCCUUGGGAGCAUCGUGAUAAGAGAGAGGCAACAAGGUUCUUCCAUGAAGGAGAUGAUUUACCUAGUUAUCAAGAUGUUACCCAAGAUGAAGAAAAAGAUAAAGAUGAGGCUUUCCAUGAGAAGUUGCGAAGAAACCUUGAUGUGUUGAAGGCUACAAAACUUGGCUCAUCUUCUUCGCCCGCACCGCCACGAACAAAAAAGGCGCCCUUACUGAAAGAGUAUAAUUUUGGCCAAGGAGAUGAUGAUUUCAAUCCCGAUAAGUCGUUGGAUGAAGUUUCGAAAUUGCCGCUCAAGUUUUUUUCAAAAGAAAAAGCAAGAAGAGAGAGCGAGGACAAGUAG
Lodderomyces elongisporus is the source of this 1275-nucleotide messenger RNA. It is a transcript of the gene GLG2, whose product is annotated as Glg2p. Gene Ontology annotation, cellular component: cytoplasm. The coding region runs from base 1 to 1275 and encodes 424 amino acids. The transcript has a single exon. Gene Ontology annotation, molecular function: glycosyltransferase activity. The record is from RefSeq and is a predicted model, not a curated record. NCBI's taxonomy places the organism in Eukaryota, Fungi, Ascomycota, Pichiomycetes, Serinales, Debaryomycetaceae.